Messenger RNA from Morone saxatilis (striped sea-bass), 6277 nucleotides. Its product is annotated as tetratricopeptide repeat protein 39B. The record is from RefSeq and is a predicted model, not a curated record. NCBI's taxonomy places the organism in Eukaryota, Metazoa, Chordata, Actinopteri, Moronidae. Gene Ontology annotation, molecular function: protein binding.
GUGUGUGUGUGUGAGCAGAAAGCACCGCGACCGACCGAGAGAAGGACGAACCGGAUAACAGCGACAACAAUAAUCAUAAUAAACAUCAUCGAGCCAACAAACAAACAAACUAGGAAGAGGAAAUAAAAACAUCUGCAUUCACACAGGGCAGAGGUCGACAGUUGUGUGCGGGAGGACGCGCAGAAAAUGGGACCGUGGUUCUCCUGAUAGAGCAGCAGCGACUGCUUUGAAGAUGCCUACGACCGAAUACCUGCGGCCUGUCAGAUGGACCUGCAGACAGCCAUCCAGGAGACUCAGUGUGCUCUUAAUCUGGUCCUCAACAACAAGUUCUCUGAAGCCCUGGACCUCCUCAAACCAUGGUGGAAGGACAGUAUGUACCAUGCGUUGGGAUACAGCAGCAUCCUGGUGAUGCAGGCCACGAUGACCUUCGAGCACAAAGACAUCCAGGCUGCCAUGGCAACCAUCAAGGAGGCGUUACACACCUGUCAGAGGUUCAGGAAGAGGAACUCAGUGGUCGGCUCUCUGUCCAGUCUGAUCAACAAGCAGUCCAACCUGCAGGAAGAGGAGAUGCACGCAGAGAUCUGCUACGCCGAGUGUCUGCUACAGAAAGCCACGCUGACGUUCGUACAGGACGAGAACAUGAUCAGUUUUAUCAAAGGAGGCAUCAAGAUUCGAACGAGCUACCAAAUCUACAAGGAUUGUCAGAAUGUGCUGAAUGACACUCAGGACCUGGCCGGCCAGUCUGAUGCAUUCAGACAGUUUGAGGGCGGAGUCAAGCUGGGCAUCGGAUCCUUCAACCUGAUGUUGUCUCUCCUUCCUCAGAGGAUUUUGAGGUUGUUAGAGUUCAUCGGAUUCUCAGGAAACAGGGGGUUUGGUCUGUCUCAGUUGAGAGAGGGAGCCUCCAGUCACAGCUUGCGGUCGAUCCUCUGCGCUCUGACGCUGCUCUUCUACAACACAUAUGUGUCACUGAUACUCGGAACUGGAGAGGGGAACCUGGUGGAAGCUGAAGCUCUGCUGGAGCCGUACCAGCACAAAUACCCCAAAGGCUCCAUCAUCCUCUUCUACUCCGCUCGUAUCGCCACGCUGCGAGGAAACUUCGAGAAGGCCCGGGCGAGAUACGAGGAGUGUAUCAGCAGCCAGCAGGAGUGGAAGCAGAUCCACCACCUGUGUUACUGGGAGCUGAUGUGGACUCACUCCUACCAGCAGGAGUGGCAGCAGGCGUACCACUACGCUGACCUGCUGUGCAAGGAGAGCCGCUGGUCCAAGGCGAUCUAUGUUUACCAAAAGGCGGCCAUCCUCAGUAUGAUGUCGGAGGAGGAAAUGAAAAAGACAGGGGAGAACAUCAUGGAGCUAUUUAAGCAGGUGGAGGGGCUGAAACAGCGUCUGGCGGGGAAGUCGAUCCCAACGGAAAAGUUUGCAGUGAGGAAGUCCCGACGCUACAAGGCCGCUAACCCCGUCCCGCUGGUCAUCCCCGCACUGGAGAUGAUGUACGUUUGGAACGGUUUCACCAUCGUCGGGAAGAGAGCCGACAGUACCGAGUCCCUGCUGGUUACCAUAGAGACGGCUGAGGAACAGCUUCGCAGCGACACCAACCCGACAGAGUUUCACCCUGACGACAGCUGCCUGGUCCAGAUGUUGAAGGGACUCUGUCUGAAACAUCUGGGUCGGUUACUGCAGGCGGAGCUCUGCUUCACACAGGUCCUCUCCAGUGAGAGCCGCAUCAGAUACGAUCACUACCUGAUUCCCUUCACACUGUAUGAGCUCGGCCUUCUGUAUAAACAACAGGGAGACUUCACCAAGGCCACCACGUACAUCGAAAAUGCCAAGACGAACUACAAGGACUACUCCAUGGAGUCCAGACUGCACUUCAGGAUCCAUGCAGCUCUCAACAGCCUCAAAGGAUCUCCUGUCAGCACCCCAUGAAACUGGAAAACAACCAUGUAUGAAACGUGAAUCCAGGGAUUCGUCAAUGAACCGCCCCUUAAUGAAGAACCUGAUGGGUGUCGGGCGUUUGAGAUCACGUCCACCAGGACUCUUUCUUUCUCAUUGCUAGCAACCAUAUAUUUUAUUUAACUUUUCCUUAUUUAUUUUUUCAAUCGUGUGGACGGAUGACACUAUUUAAGCAACAUAUUUCCUGUCAGCAGAUUAUAUUGGUCGAUGCGGAGCCGCAGCUCAAUGCCAAAUGUCAAUUUAAUCAACGUACCGAUUUCCGUUAACAACGGCUCCUUUAUAAUCAAUAAGGAGGCAAUAACGCAGGAGGGGUUUUAUUCUCAGGGCUCGUUCACUCAGACAAUUAAUGAAUUUAAAUGUCACUUUCUGAUAUAAAAGCACAAGGUCGGGGACGAGCGGGCGUAAACCGUACGUAGGUAAGCGUGGUUUUACCGGAAGGUGUCAGUUUAAGCCUGAAAAUUUCAAGUUCAUCAGAAGGUCUUAAAUUUAUUAGAAAACUAUUGACAUUGACAGCAUUUAGUCAUUUGGUACUUGGAUACUCGCUCAACCCAAAUAAAAAGGUAAUAAGGGGUAAAGGAGAGGAAACCAAUAAGUGACGAGAGGAAACCGAUCAGUAUUCUUAAUAAUCUUUGAUCGCUGUCGUCUGUCUGAACGAACCCUAAAAUCAAACUUAUGUCUCUCACAACCAAACAAAUCACAGCCUUAAACUAAAGUAUAAUUUUAUAUAAACGUUUGCUCACAAUAAUCUGUGUAUAUUUGUAGGAAGGUGACUGUAGGAACACACAGUAUUUAUGCUUUAUAUUCGCUUUACUUUGCCUUUUUAUUUGUUAUUUCUUAAUAAUGCAUCACAGCACAUGUGCACACACAAUCACAGCCUUCUCACCAACUGUGGCUUAUACACACACACACACACACACACACACACAAGCUUACACAUAUUGGGCAAUACGCACAUUAUAAACACACAAACGGCUAUAAACGCACACAUUUAGCAGCAAUAUAAAAGAGGUUGUGCUGUUAGUCCGUCAGUGUUUGUCCAACUGUAACAGACGUAGUUUCAGUGAUUCUCAGAGGCAGAAGAGAUUUAAAACAAUUAUAACAACAGUACGAAUCAAUAUUAUUGUAAUGUGAAAAUUCUACAUUGUGUUUUAAAAGAAGUUUAGUAUCUAGUUUCAAUUACUAACAACAGUCCGCCAAUAACUAAUAACAGUCUAAUAACAGUCCAAUAACAGUCUAAUAACAGUCUAAUAACAGCCCAAAAACAGUCCAAUAACAGUCUAAUAACAGUUCAAUAACAGUUCAAUAACAGUCCAAUAACAGUCUAAUAACAGUUCAAUAACAGUCCAAUAACAGUCUCAUAACAGUCUAAUAGAAGUCCAAUAACAGUCCAAUAACAGUCCAAUAACAGUCCAAUAACAGUCUAAUAACAGUCCAAUAAACAGUCUAACAGUCCAAUAACAGUCUAAUAACAGUCUAAUAACAGUCUGCCAUGUUUUGUUUGUUGUGGCUUUUGUCGUCACUGAUCAGCCACCGUAUUCAUUAUUAAUAAUAAUAAUUAAUAAAAACAUUAACAACAAAUACCCAGAAAAACUAAAUCAGCUUUUAGUAUUAAAAUGAGGACCCAAUAAACAAAACAUUGUAAUAUGUUUACUAUUAUUAUUUAAUUCAGGAGCCUCAAUGUACAUAAAAUAAAAUAUAACAUUUAACACAAAAUGGCUCCUCUUUGCUUCCCCAUAAUUCAAACCGUGGGCGAACUUUACUAAUUUAGGUUAAAUCAAACUACAAAUGUGUUUAAAUCAAAUAUAAUCAGCUCUGCCUCUGAGGACAACUUAAACUUGUUUACUUUAAUCCGUCAUUACUGAAAAGAUUCAUCUCAAUAGUCGUCGUCCUGUUUGACUGUUGCAGACGUGCAGCUUAUAAACCUUUUUCAUUUUUGCUAUAUUAAGUUGUAUUAUAUUAUAAACCGUAAGUGUAGACCAACGACGUCCAUGAAGAGCAGUUUCUGAUAUAUUUAUUUUAAAAAGCACAAUGUAUGAUCUCCAUAAGGACCUGUUGUCAUUGUCUGUAAUGCUUAUUAACACAAUAUUUACUGCGCGUUGAAGGAGAACGGUACACUAGCAGCGUCUUUGCUUCCAUUUUAAACAUCGGGACGAAGGAUACUUGAAUAAAUACGACGGUGGUAACAAUUAGCCUUCUCCCUAUAAUGAAUGUAUCAACCUAAAGACCAAAUUAUAUGUGUGUGUCUUUUUGUUCUUUGUGUGUAAUUUGUGCCUGUUUAAGAGUUUGGGUGUAAUUUUUUUCGUGUGUUUGUGUCUGAAACUCCUGAAUAACUUAAUUAGUGCAGUAAAUAUUCAGGAGUUCGAUGGUAAAGUCGAUAAUAGUUUUACACGAAAAGACCAGAGUCGUCUACGUAAAAGAGUUGUGGCAAUAAAUAUAGUGAUUCCUGCCAUAGGCCCGUACAAUAGUACGAUCAACUGCUAUUGCUAGGAAACUGCCACAGGAGUUUUUGGCUAAUAAUGCUAGUUUUUGCUUCCAUAAGAACAAAAAUUAACUCAAUUGACCCUUCCUAAGCCCCGUGCUCCAAUGACAGUUGAGCAAGCCUCGGACAACUUCCUCCUUUUCUGUACUUAUAUGCUAAGCUAGGAUCAUCUGUGUUCACAAUCUAGAUAAAGUAUAUAGUGUAUAGUAAUAAUUCUUUUAUAUCAAUCAUUAUCCAGUUUAGCUAGCAUUUUGCUAUCAGGUGUAACCAGCUAGCUAACAGUUGAUGUAGAUUAGCUAGUUCUGCUAACAUACGCUAACGUAAAGCUGCAGUAGUUACUGUUUAUAAAAAGUAAAAGAACAUUUUGGAUGGUUAAAAGAUAAUAUUAACAUAUAGUCAUAUCUUAGCUUAGCUAAGGUUAAUGUAAGCUAUUGCUAAACACUAUCUAAUUGUUAGCUCGCUAACAAUUGAUGGCUAGUUAACUAGCUGAUCUACAUUAAUCGUUAGCUAACUGGUAAAUAUAGAUCUGAUAGCUAACAAAACGCUAGCUAUGCUAGAUAACGACUGAUGUACAUUAGCUCACUUUCAGCUAACGUAAGAUGUGACUAUCGCUUUUUUCUUUUAACCAUCUUUAAACUGAGGUUGUCUUUUCCAUAUAGAUUAGCCUAGCACAUAGCAUAUCCAACAGGAAAGGAGAAAGUUGACUGAGGCUAGCUGUUAUUAGAGCAGUUUGCUGUUAGCUUAUGCUACAGUGUUAGCAUGUUGCCUGUUACCAUAAUAUUCUAAUAUAUUGUGCCUAAUACCAUAUAAUAGUUUUAGCAUUAUCACCUGACACAGUGUAUGCUCAUGUGUGCAUAAUACGUUGUUCCUCUCACGUAUUAUUAUUAUUAUUAUUACACUCCAGUCACAGAGUAAAGCAUCUGUUUCUCUGAAGGUCAAAUCUCUUGAAUCUUUUAACAUCACUAAAAGUUUUGAAGGUAUUUCCAGAAUCUUAAAUGCGUCCGUCUGAAUAACAAAUAUUCUCUUUACUGCACAAUAAAAACUAAUUUUAACCCGUUUUCUUAUACAAACAUCAAAAAAGAUGGCAGCUGGAAAUUGUUGCCAUAUUUUCACAACACAAUAAAAGUAUAAACACAUUAUUGUGUAUGAAAAUGUGAAAUAAGGAAUAUAAUGUUAACAGAAACAAAUAUAACUGAUAAUACAACAUUAACAUUUCUCGUUCACAGCGUACUAAUUGGAUAUAGGUAUAGAGAUUGUUUGGGUUAAGACGCAGAGUCAAUGUAUGAAACGUGUUAAAUAUCUUUCUUUAUUCUGCGGUGGAUUGAAUAUUAUCUUUUUAUCCAGAUAGACAGUAUGUUGUUAAAUGAUCAGCAGGAAACUAGCACGCAGGUUUCCACAUUAAAGUUUAUUAUCAAUGUCACUAUAAAGAAUAAAAGUUAUGGAUGUUUUAUGUGUAAGAUGAAUGACAUUAGCUAAUGUCAGCUAAUGUUAACAAAACACUAACUAACUAGCUAAUCUAGAUUAGUAAUUACCUAAUAAUCUACAUCAAUAAUUAGAUAAUAAUACAAAGGAUUUGCAACCUUUAACUGUCACAACCUUUCUUUAUAGAAGGCUUUGAUUGUGUUUCAUGUCAGUGCCUCUGUGUGUGUGUAACUGUCUUAAAAAGGGUUUUCUAUAGGAUCUGCUUUGCAUGUUAUUCUUCAUUAUGUUUAAUCUUUUUGUUUUUUAUAAAAUAUAUGAGAAUAAUAUGAGACAUGACUGUAUGUAUGCUUUACGACAGGAGGCAAUGUGACCCAAUAUUACAGGCUUCACGGUUACAGAUGGUAACAAGGUGCAAUAAAAUGGAAA